Molecule: messenger RNA, 5526 nt
Organism: Apis dorsata (giant honeybee)
Lineage: Eukaryota; Metazoa; Arthropoda; Insecta; Hymenoptera; Apidae
Gene: krz
Product: arrestin red cell
Exons: 8
Coding region: 375-1625 (416 amino acids)
Biological process (GO): signal transduction; G protein-coupled receptor internalization
Cellular component (GO): cytoplasm
Molecular function (GO): G protein-coupled receptor binding
Source: RefSeq, a predicted model, not a curated record
CCCUAGUACGUUUUGUAAACCAGGUGGCAGCGUGCAGCAGUUCGCAUUGCGGCGCUAGCUUCUCAGGACAUGACGUAUUCGAAGCAUUCGUGCAGUAAUCACGGUCAGAGGACGUUUCUGACGACUCGUCUCUUUCUACAUUUCACAUUUUCGAAAUAAAUAAAAGCAAAGCGAGUAGGUGUCGUAAAGCAGUGUGUCGUGCUGAAAAGCUGUGUGCGUUCGUACGCGUUACGAGUGACAUUUGGUCUAGUCUUGAAGAGGGUGUGGGCCACGACGCCAGAAGAAACAUUUAGUGGGACAGUUCGGAAUCCGAAUAUUCGGAGCCUGAGGAGUCAAAUGAGUUAGGGGCCAUCGUAAGCCCCGAGAUCUACGCGAUGGACACUGUGGACAGUGCGAGCAAGCGGCAAGCUACUCGUGUCUUCAAAAAAUCCAGCCUUAAUGGAAAGAUCACGGUAUACCUUGGGAAAAGAGAUUUCGUCGAUCACAUAACUCACGUCGAUCCUAUCGACGGGGUCGUGCUGAUCGACCCGGACUAUGCGAAGGAUCGCAAGGUUUUCGGCCACGUGCUGGCCGCGUUCAAGUACGGGAGGGAGGAUCUCGACGUUCUCGGGCUGACCUUUCGAAAGGAUCUCUACUUGGCGGCCGAGCAAAUCUAUCCUGUGGUGGCUGGCGCCCAACAGAGGAAGCUGACGCGGUUGCAAGAGAAGCUGAUCAAGAAAUUGGGGAGCAACGCGUAUCCUUUCUAUUUCGAGUUACCGCCUCAUUGCCCUGCGUCGGUCACGCUGCAACCGGCGCCAGGCGACACUGGGAAACCGUGCGGCGUCGACUACGAAUUAAAAGCGUUCGUAGGUGAGACGCAGGACGACAAACCGCAGAAACGAAACUCGGUGCGGCUCGCGAUACGGAAGAUCAUGUACGCGCCGUCGAAGCAAGGCGAGCAGCCCUCCGUCGAGGUGAGCAAAGAAUUCGUCAUGUCGCCGAACAAGCUUCACCUGGAGGCGUCGUUGGACAAGGAGCUGUACCAUCACGGCGAGAACAUAGCUGUGAACGUGCACAUAGCGAACAACAGCAACAGGACGGUGAAAAAGAUCAAGGUGUCGGUGAGGCAAUUCGCGGACAUUUGCCUGUUCUCCACGGCGCAGUACAAGUGCACGGUGGCCGAGGCUGAGAGCGAGGAGGGGUGCCCGGUGGGGCCAGGUUUCACGCUGAGCAAAGUGUUCUCUCUGAAACCGCUUCUCGCCGACAACAAAGAUAAAUGGGGGCUUGCCCUCGAUGGCCAGAUCAAAGACGAGGACACCAAUCUGGCGUCCAGCACCCUCGUGGUGGAUCCCUCGCAACGCGAGAAUCUCGGGAUAAUCGUCCAGUACAAAGUUAAAGUGAAGCUUUGUCUCGGAGCCUUAGGAGGCGAAUUAGUGGCGGAACUGCCGUUCAUCUUGAUGCAUCCGAAACCGGAAGAAGAGGAACCAGCGCCACCCACGGCGCGGCCCAGCCCGACGCAAAAGACGGAUAGCGAGAUACCGCUUGACACAAAUCUGAUUCAAUUGGACACGGAGGCUGACGGCGACGACGACAUCAUUUUCGAGGACUUUGCCCGUCUCAGGUUGAAGGGUGAGACGGAUGCCUGACUACGUGGAUCCAACUCGAUCGACCUGUUCGACGCAAGCAAACGUAAGAUCUUCCAGAACGGCGCGAGCCAGCUGAUCCUUUAAUUCGACGAUCAUUAUCACGCUUGGGAAAAUGAUUGAAUAUCGGUGAUAAAAUGGAACGUCGAUUCUUCGCCGCAAGGAUCGAAGAUCUUUUUCGUCAUCGUUCGACGAUCGCUGGAACCAACUAUCUCCUUUUCUUUCUGGAUGAAAAAUCGUAUUGGUCAAAUUCAUCGUAAUUAUCUAUAUUGUACACGGGACGACACCUAUGGAAUGGUACUAAUCAAUCGCACAGAGAGUAACUAACGCGCACCUCGUUCGACUCAUCAGGGGAGGAAAUGAAAGAACAUUUUGGAUCGAUCACGAUUAAAAUCACGCGGGAAAGAAGUAUAACAAUGUGUUUACGCUUUGACAACGUUUCGUUUGUGGCUGGAAACGAUUCGAAGAUUGUACGCAUCGUUGAAAAAGAUGUCGAUAUAUUUACCAGUAACGGGAUGGAGGAAUAGUGCAGUCUUUUACUUUGGAGAUGCGAUUUAACCAGCACACGUGUUUUUGUUAUUUUAAUCACAUGGCCAGUAUGCAGAAUUCGUUCUGUCAAUGUGCGUUUUUCAUGCAGAGAGUCCGAAAAAAAUGUUCUUGAGAAAAAGAGACUGGUCGAUUUCGCUGCAGAAAGGAUUAUUAUUCGUUUCGUUUUAUUAAACUAUUAUUGAUUUAAUAAAAAUCCUUUAAGUUGUUGAUAAUAAGUUACACGUUUUCCUCAUUGAAAUAUUAAAUUUGAGAAAGUUUUAUCAUAUCCUUCCUGUAUAAAUAUCUUUUUCGUUUCGUAUUGUGUGAAACUUUUAAUUUUGAGAUUUUGCGUUGAAUAAUUUAUGAGAAAUAACCAUAAGCUUUUCUUUUCUUACAUCGUGUACGUGCAAAAUCGGAAUGUACAGCCUCUUAUCGUACAAACGAAUUUUUUGCAGUGAAAAAUUACGAUUAAUCAAUCGGACAGUACUAUUUCUUGACAAACGUUAAAAUUAUCUCGCUUCAUCGGAAGAUAUAUAGAUAGUUUUGACCGCAAACAUCAUAAAUUAUCGUAAUUUCGAAGAUCUCUCGAAAAUGAAUUCUCGUUUUAGCAUAUUGCUCGAAUCGUGUGACUGCGAAUCUUUUAAGCGUACCACAGUUUAUAAAAGAAUUGCACGAUAAUUGAAAAUUAAACAAUAUUCUACGUGAGAUAAUGUGUUACGUUGAUCGCUAAAUGUGUCUUUGUAUUCGACGUUCAACACGCGAUCAGAAUGAGAUUCAAUGAGAAUGUUUCUUUUCAAAGAAUUAAAUAUCGAAUAGUGGAGUCGUUUUCGGAUUUCGUUUCCGAAAAGACAAGAAAAAUUCAACGAAUUCUUAAACGUUACAUAUAUAUAUAUAUACAUAUAUAUAUACAAAAAACAAAGAAUACAUUAUAUAUAGAUAAAUAUAUAUACACACGAAUACACAUAUUGUACACACACCGAAUUAUGCAAACUUUGCGUCACACGCUUAACGAUAAAUCGAUCGAUGAUUAAAGGGAAAAAAAAAAAGAAAAAAAAAAAGAAAAGAAAAGAAAAAAUAGAGAUAAAAAAAAUAAGAAAAGAGAAUUAUGUAAAAUUUCAGCAGUUUAGCUUUUACACGUUUAUACCGACAUCGAGAAAGUAUUGGGUUUUUUGCAACACGUUACUAAUCGUACGAUUUUUCUAUUCCUUUUUUAUGUAUCACAUUUUUUACCGAAUGAAACAUUCUAGUGCCAUCUUUGAAUACACAUUUUGGAUUAUAGAAAAUUCGUUUCUUUGCGAACAUACUUGAAAUCGAUCCAAUUCGUUACUUGCAUCGUUUACCGAAGACUGUUUGCGAAAAUUGAAUCGAUCGUGUAACACUUUGAUGGGAAUAUCGAUUCGAGUUAGUUUUUUUCUACAUCCUUUUACGAGUUACGUUCACGAUGAAAACGGCAAAACGAGUCAUGGAAGAGAGUACAAUUAAUCACAUUAAUAUUUGGAUCUUGUUUUAUCUACGAAUCUGUUAUUUUAUUAUUAUAUUGCUUAUUGCUUAUAUAUAGAAGAUAUAGGCUAGUUACUCUGUAAAUUUUUUUUAAAUAUUUUAUUUUACGAUAUUUUUUUUUUUUUCUACAAAGUUUGUAAUUCUUGUCUCGUAAUUUCUUCAUCAUCUUUUUAAUACAAGAAUUUCUAGAAGCGUCUGAAUAUUAAUGCGAUUAAUUGUACAUCGAAUAAUUCCAAGCGUAAAUUGAGAGAGAGGGAUCAUUCCAGGUGUAUGUGAUUAAACGGUAUGCCUUUAAGAGCGAGGUAUCGAGUAUUUUCUAAAUGGCAGAUCGUGAUCAAUGAUUGACUAUCGUAAUAGAAUCCUUUGGAUUAAAUCUCGCCGAUCUGCGAUUUAGAAAACACCUUAUAUAUGUGUUGUAUGUUAGCACGAUUUAAAAAAAAAAAAAAAAAAAAAUUAAUGCGUCCGCUGUCAAUUAAUUAUUAUUUUAAAAUAUCAACAUCGAUGACAAUUUUACGAAGGGCACAGCGAGCGCGUUUAAUUAAAGAGGCAACUUCUGCGUAUCGACGUGUGUAAUUUUUCAAGUUAAUGUUAAUAUUCUGUAUCUUGAAGGGAGGAAAUAUCGGUGGUUUAAAAUCGAAGAGAACGAGAUUACGAACGAACAAAUUAUUAUUAUUCAUAGACGUCCAUGAGAUGAAAAGAAGAGAGGGGGGAGAAAGGGAGGGAAAUUUUUGUAUAAGACGAUCCUUCAUUAUUAUGUUCAAUGGAGGAUCGACCGCCAUUUUUCCGCUGUAAUAACGAAUAACAAAAGUCAAUUGUACAACAAACGAACGAAGUUGAAAACCGAACGAUUCUCUUCGAUUUUAAACGACAAAUUUUCGAUUUUUUGAGCCAGGGCAACGUUGAUCGUGCUGUUGGCCGUUUAAAUCGUUGCACAUGUAUAUAUUACAUAUAUAUUACAUAUACGCAGGAGGAGUUCACGAGAGGAAUAGUAUUUUUUAUCAAUUUAGCAUUUACAGAGUGUAUUUAGGAGAGAUUAUCGAUUACAUAUAUAUAUAUAUAUAUAUACACCAAAGCAUCUCUCUCACUUCAAUGUUUUCGUAAGCAAGGAAGCUUUCAAGGGAGAAUGGAGGAACAAGACGAACAUAAUUAUUAUUCUAUAUAGUUAUUAAUCGAGCGAAACAAUUGCAUAAGUUACUGUAAAUGUCGAGUUAAUGUUUAAACUAUUUAGAUAAGUGGAAGAAACGUAAGUUUGAGGUCUUUGCGUUUCUUAAUCGUGAUUAUUUUUUUUUUUUUUUUUUUUUUAAGGAGAAAAAAAAGAAAAAGAAAUUGUAUAAACUGUUUCGUGAUUCGUGAUUAUUUAUCGAACUUUGCUCCACUGAAUCACGUGAUCGUAAAGAUUCAGACCUCAAACUUACGCGUAAGCAUACAUAUACAUAUACGCAAACAAACAAAGAAACAAACAAGUACACUUGUACACACGCAUAGAGAAAAAGAGAGAAGAGAUGAAGAAACGGCUUGUACAAUACGCGCGAGAGUAUAUUUUAUAUUCGCACGCGCUGGUGCGCGCCAAUAUUUUUUGUAACAUAUUAAAGGGACAAAGAAAAAAAAAUCGAAUGGUCGAUCAUGGAAUAGUUCGUACGUAAAUUAAUACAUAAUAAUAACGUUUUGGAACGAGGAAUAAGACGAGACGGAUAGAAUAUCAAUAUAACUGCACAAAACAAAUUGCAACGGUGUUACAGUGUUGCUUCAGAGUCAAUAAUGGGUGCUGUUUUAAAAGAAAGUCGUAUCGUGUCGUCGUUUUUUUAACGAGUGUCUAACUGUGUAUCAAGUUUGCGAUUCGAUAUGUAUUUUUGAAGAGGAACGAAAGAGCCCAUUA